GAUUUAGAAUCUUCUGUUAGAAAUGAUCAUUUCCAUGUAGUAUCUUGGAGCCAUUUGGAAGAACAUUCGUAGAGUAAAACCAAUUGGUAUCAGGUGAAUAAUCAUGGAAAAUACAAAUGAAUACUUAUUAAACUUUAGAGGCUAUAAUUUUGAACGCACUUUAGUUGACAUCGAGUUCCUUAAAAAUAUAGAAGAUUUUGAAAUUAGGGAUGAUGAUGUUUUUGUAAUUACAUAUCCAAAAUCUGGUACUAUAUGGUGUCAGCAGAUACUCAGUUUGAUUUUUCACGAGGGGCAUCGCAACGGGACUGAAAACAUAGAAACACUAGAUAGAGUCCCUUACUUUGAAUACAAUAUUCGUAAAUUGGACUACGUCAAAAGAUCAUCACCUCGCCUCUUCUGCACCCACAUUCCAUAUUAUUUAGCACCUAGAGGCUUGAAGAGCAAAAAAAAUAAAAUGCUUUAUAUCUACAGAAAUCCUAAAGAUGUUAUGGUCUCAUUUUUUCAUUUUUCAAAUUGGAUGGUUAAAUUAGAAGCCCCAGAUACCAUAGAAAACUAUAUGAAAACGUUUCUAGAUGGAAAAGUGGUAGGAAGCCGGUGGUUUGAUCAUAUUAGAGGCUGGUAUGAACACAGACAUGACUUCAAUAUUCUGUUCCUGAGCUAUGAAGAAAUGAAGAAGGACCUCAGAAGUUCAGUGAUGAAAAUUAGCAAAUUUUUCGAAAAAAAACUGAGUGAAGAAGAUAUAGAUGCUGUGGUGAGACAGGCUACAUUUCAGAAAAUGAAGUCUGAUGAGCGAGCAAAUUAUCUUACCAUUUCACAAAAGGAAAUUGGGACAAGAAACAAUGAUGGACAUUUUUUGCGCAAAGGCAUUGUGGGCGACUGGAAACAUCACUUCACUGUGGCGCAGAAUGAAAGGUUUGACAGAAUAUUCCAGAAGAACAUGAAAGACUUUCCCUUGAAGUUCAUCUGGGAUUUAAAUGAGGAGUAGAAUUGUAGUCACAGCGUGGAAGAAAAAAAAAGCAGCCAGGAAAAAAUCAUUUUAAAUCAUUAUUACAAAGCUAUCUUAAUGAACAAAAUCAGUAAUCUAUGCUUAGAACUUUACUUGACAUGAAAUUAUUGAAUGCCUUGAAAUUUCAAAAAUUGAAUUGAUUUGGGAGAUAAGCAGCAUUGGAACCCUGAACAAAAAUGAUCCAACAUAUUGCAUAGAACAUGACUCG
Molecule: messenger RNA, 1214 nt
Organism: Dipodomys spectabilis (banner-tailed kangaroo rat)
Lineage: Eukaryota; Metazoa; Chordata; Mammalia; Rodentia; Heteromyidae
Product: amine sulfotransferase-like
Exons: 7
Coding region: 104-985 (293 amino acids)
Biological process (GO): sulfation
Cellular component (GO): cytoplasm
Molecular function (GO): sulfotransferase activity
Source: RefSeq, a predicted model, not a curated record